Rhopalosiphum padi (bird cherry-oat aphid) is the source of this 1909-nucleotide messenger RNA. RefSeq names its product sialin-like. The record is from RefSeq and is a predicted model, not a curated record. The transcript is spliced from 11 exons. Gene Ontology annotation, molecular function: transmembrane transporter activity. The coding region runs from base 257 to 1774 and encodes 505 amino acids. Gene Ontology annotation, cellular component: plasma membrane. Gene Ontology annotation, biological process: transmembrane transport; monoatomic anion transport. Lineage: Eukaryota; Metazoa; Arthropoda; Insecta; Hemiptera; Aphididae.
GAACUUCGAUAACAGACCACUUAGUAUCGCUUCUAUGUAAUAUUACGCUAUAGUAUUGUUAUUAUUACCGCAAGCAAACGUCAAAGCCGAAAGCGCAUCAGUCCCGUCUUGACGCGCGACCGAGUGCUAUCGUCGUCCGUCGCCACGUCUAACGACGUUGUCAUAUUUUUCUCGUUCGUCUUUGUAUUCACAUAAAUAUUACCACGAUAUAAUUUAUCGUUUUUCAUAUCGAGUGCCGUUUAUAUAUACCUACACCAUGCAGUCGAAAACGCAUCUGCUCGAAGACGAAUUUUCCGAACGUGGCAAAAUACCUGGUGUUCGAUACCUGCAAAGUUUUUUAUUGUUUCUAUGCCUUUUCGCAGCUUAUCUGUUGCGGGUUAGCAUAUCUGUUGCAAUAGUGGCUAUGACGCCUGACAAGAAUUCUACUGACUUCUUACUCGAAACGCAUUACCACAUUCCUGUAUUCAGUUGGACACAGCAUACGAAGAGUUUGAUCCUAAGCGCAUUCUUUUGGGGCUACCUCAUCAUGAACUUGCCAGCAGCCAUGAUUGGUCGCCGGUACAACAAUCAAAUGCUAUUGGCCGUGAGUAUGACGUUGACCGUAGCUCUCAGCCUAGCCACACCAGCAUUGGUGGUUGCUUUCAAUUGGCCGGUGCUUGUACUUAUUCGGUUCUUGCAGGGCCUUACUCAGGCGUUCACCAUGCCGAUGAUACAUGGCAUCAGCGCCAAGUGGGCGCCACCGAAUGAACGUGGUCGUCUCGUUGGAUUUGUAUUGGGAGGUCUUCAAUUUGGUACUGUCAUAACUUUAGUUUGUUCUGGAAUUCUGGCUAGUACUCGAUCGGGAUGGCCAUCAAUUUAUUACUUUAGUGGCGCAUUUGGAAUUUUUUGGGUAAUAUUAUGGUUAUCACUUGGGUCAGAAAGCCCAGAUACACAUCGUCUAAUUACACGAUCUGAGAGAAACUACAUAAAAUCAUCAUUAACCCAAACGGUUUCGGAGAAAAAGAACUUAAUAACUCCUUGGAAAGAAAUAUUUACUUCAAUGCCGGUAUGGGCUGUUACGAUAUCACAUGCUGGUCACAAUUGUGGAUUUUGGUUGCUACUUAGUGAAAUGCCCACGUUUAUAAGUUCUGUGCUAAAGUUCGACAUUAAAUCGGAUGGAUUUGUGUCUGCAUUACCUUACUUGGCUAUGUGGCUGUGUCAGUUUCCAGUUACAUAUUUUGCUGAUUAUAUGAACAAAAAAAAUGUGACUUCUCUCACUUUUUCGCGUAAAUUUUGGAAUACCUUAGGGAUGAGCGGCGGUGCACUGGGUCUCGUAGUCCUAGGCUACAUGGGCGAAAAUGCAAACGCAGCCAUAUGUAUGUACGUAUUUGUGGUGGCCAUUGGCUGCUGUACGAAUGUCGGUUUCAACAUUAACCAUCUCGACUUGGCACCCAAUUAUGCUGGGAUUUUGAUGGGCUUCACGAACGCCGUAGCGGCCCUGGGCGGUGUGUUAGCACCCACUGUCUGCGGAUUCAUCGUACACGAUCAAACUUCGGUGGACGAAUGGAGGAUCGUGUUCACGCUGGGAGCCGUCAUACUUUUCUUCUCCAGUAUUUUUUACAUUAUUUUCGGAUCUGCGGAGGUACAGCCGUGGAAUGAACCUAAAAACGAAAACGUCGGUGUUCGGAGUUUCAUGCAGAUGAAAACAGAUUACGGUUCUUCUGCAGGAUAUACGUCUCCAUCAUCGUCGUUUGUUAAAGUUACGCCAAAGUAUACCAUGUUUGUACGACAAUAACCGAACACAUUUUUAUGGCAAAUAACGUCGCGCUGCUAACUUUAAAAAAAAAACAAUGAUGGACAUUAUUUUUUAUACAUUCUGUUGUUGUUAUAUUUUGGUUUAUUAAAGAUUUAUAAUUUGUUAUAUUUUUAA